Molecule: messenger RNA, 2438 nt
Organism: Frieseomelitta varia
Lineage: Eukaryota; Metazoa; Arthropoda; Insecta; Hymenoptera; Apidae
Exons: 7
Coding region: 165-1751 (528 amino acids)
Biological process (GO): cobalamin transport
Molecular function (GO): cobalamin binding
Source: RefSeq, a predicted model, not a curated record
UGGCGGUGGUGGCGAGCGCGGCUACUAUUGGUGAUAGUGUCUUUUUUGCCGGCGGAAAAGCGUGACCAUUACUUUGUGCACUAUUUGUAAUCAUUGGCCUUGAUCAUUGAGCACUCGUAUAUAAUAUUAACGAGGGUACGUACAUCGUUCGAUCCUCGGUGAAAAUGUGGGGAAGAGCAAGUAUGGCAGCUAUAAUGGUUCUGCUUCUAACGUGUUGUUUAUGCACGUUGAACGUGGCCUAUGCCAAAGGAAGCGUCGCAGACUCUACUUCGAGCGACACCGACGGGGAAAACAUUUUGGAACGAGCAACUGCAUGGUUAUGGAGUCAACGAAACAAAGAUGCCGGUUGGGGAAACGAUACUCAUCGAGUAUUGCUGGUUCUUCGACUGGGCAAUCUGUCGCGGGAGGAUAACGUUGCGCCUGCGGCUCCUCUUGAAUUGCAGCUCAGCAGCAAACAGAUGGAACUUGAAAUAGUUUUGCUUCUAUGGAGGCACAGAGAAGUUGGCUUUUCUCCUGUUCGCCUAGCGCGCUACACUCUUGCCUUAAAUGCCAUGUGCACGGAUCCAAGACAAUUUCACGGUCACGAUUUGAUUGGAACGCUUCAACAUCACGAACCACCGACCGAUUACGAGUUUGCCUUUACCACGUUAGCUGCGUGCAAUGCGCAAGCUCACGUACGAAAAAGGCAGAUACGUCGAUUGCUUGACAUCGCGAACGCUGCUCAAGAUCACAACGUCGAUACCGUCGCGAUGGUAAUCUUAGCCUUAAAGUGCAUCGUUCAGGAUCACAGACAUCGAAAUCUCCAUCAUUUCGUGCGCAAACCGUCGAUUGGUUUAGCGCAACAGCAAAGACUCGAUGGCAGUUUUGGAGAUGUUCGGACAACGGCGUUGGUGAUGCAAGCUCUCGAAGAAGCGGAGAACGAACCCGCCGACAAUUGGAAUAGAUCAGCCGCUUUGGCAUGGUUAACCAGUCAGCAACGAGCCGAUGGAUCUUUCGCUGGUGACGUUCGUGCGACCGCCGAAGCGCUUCUUGGCGUGGCGCCACGUGGUUUAGCGAGCAUCCGGACGCUCGAUUGUGGGCAAGGACUUGCCGAAACUUUACCACCGAGAUUCGCUAACGGAAACGGAAACGGAAACGGAAACGGAAACGGUAACGGUAACGGUAACGGUAACGAGCCAGCGGCGGCGAUCCCAGGCAAUCGUAACGACAGUCUAUCGAUAUCUGUCACUUCUGGGACCAGUGUGGCGACUAAUGUCACCGUUGGGAGCAGCGGAACUGGACAUAACGGAAGCAACGGACAUAACGGAAAUAGCGGGAACAAUGGCAACAAAUACGCGACAAAUACGUUCAACGCGAGCAAUACCGAUGGCAGUACGAUCGUUACCAUUGCAACACCGGCUAUGGUAAACGUUUCUUACACCCUAUGGGUUGGCAGCAACGUGAACGAGACAUACAGUUUGACAGUGACCGCGCCUAAAAACGAAACAUUUUACGAAGUGAUGCUUCUAGCCGCAGAAAUGUCACCGCAUUUUCAAUUUGUUGCAUCCGAAUGGCCGAAUGGACACUAUGUUCACACGAUAGCAGGUUACAAAGAAGAACCAAUGUCCUAUCAUUAUUGGUUGCUGUAUCGACUGACUGCUCCGCCCGAUCCAGCCUCGCCACCGGGUAAUCAACUGGUUGCACCUGGAGGUGUGGACGAUUUGCAGAUCAGCGAGGGAGAUCACUAUCUAUUCUGGUAUAAAAAGCUAUGAGAAGCAGCAACCUGUCGACGUCCAGUUGUAUCAAACGAGUAACGAGAAGGAGGAAAAAGUACGCAAUUAUCGUGCGUGCGUAGAGAAUUAAUUAACAACAAGUUUCAGGAGAACGACGUGACGCGCGACUCAAGAAUAAAGAGUAAAGAACAAAGAGUAAAGGAUAAAGAGUGAAGAGUAAAGAGUAAAGAGUAAAGAGUAAAGAGUAAAGAGUAAAGAGUAAAGAGUAAAGAGUAAAGAGUAAAGAGUAAAGAGUAAAGAGUAAAGAGUAAAGAGUAAAGAGAGUAAAGAGUAAAGAGAGUAAAGAGUAAAAAGAGUGAAGAGCAAAGAGUAAAAAUUGUUAUCGUUAUUCAUGCGAAAAAAGGGCUCACUUUAUUCACUGCCAUCGCUAAAUAUACGUACGGCAAUGUACGCGACAUUUUCCUGGAACAUGUUUAUAUCGCUCGUAGGUAUGUCAUGUUCCUACGAGGGUGUCGAGAAUAGUAGAGCUGGCAGUGAUCGAUUUUUUCAAACUCUGCUCCGUAACUGAACCGAUUCAACGAAUUGGCGACACGCGACAUCGCUACUUCGCUGCUCUAAUUGUAAAUCGUGCCGAUUCAAUUGAUUUGAAUUGAACUGACGCGAUAGAAAAUAUAAUUUACCGGGCAAUAAUUUACCCGAAUACCAUGCGUAUCGUAACAACUUAAC